Molecule: messenger RNA, 3519 nt
Organism: Penicillium olsonii
Lineage: Eukaryota; Fungi; Ascomycota; Eurotiomycetes; Eurotiales; Aspergillaceae
Source: the annotation of a GenBank genome assembly
AUGGGAAUAAGGAUGUGCUUCCAUCCAUCUACAGAGCAGCCUCAGCUCCGUCUGAUCUGGCGCUCGGAUUCCCAGAUUGCAAGUCAGGCAUUCCGGCUCACCAGAGCUUUGGAAAGUGCUCUCCAAGCCGUCUUUUUGACGCCAAAUAUCGAAGUCCGCAAUCUCAGUCUCUUCAACAUUUGGGAUCACCAGCAAAUUCUAGAAUGGAAUUCGCAUUAUCCUGAAAAGACAGAUUGCCUUAUUUACGAGCUGUUCAAGGAUCAAGUUGACGCAAGGCCGGAUGCUCCCGCUGUGUCUGCGUGGGAUGGCGAGCUGACCUACCGAGAACUCGGUCGUCUUUCUACCCGGUUGGCUGGAACUUUACAGAAUGAAUUCGGUGUCGCAUCAGAGAAAAUCGUCGUGCUUUGUUUUGAGAAGUCUGUUUGGGCGAUUGUGGCAAUGUUGGCAGUGGUGAAAGCAGGAGGAGCUUUCUUGCACGUCGAUCCCCAGCACCCUGCUGCUCGACAACGAGCGAUGGUCCACACAACAGCCGCACGACUGGUACUUUGCUCUGAAAAGACACACAGUCUGGUCAUGGAAUCUCACCUUAGAUGCGAUUUAAUGGUCAUCGACCGCAAAAUCUUCUCCGCUGAGCCAGAUCACGCGCAGCAAGAAACGGCUGUUUCAUGCCAGGGUAUUAGUCCCGAGAAUGCGGCAUAUGUUGUGUGCACAUCAGGAAGCACAGGUACUCCAAAGGCAAUUCUCGUUGAGCACGCUUCAUUAUCUACCAGUGUCAAGGCACAGGCUGAUGCUAUGGGAAUCAUUCCCGGAUCUCGCGUCCUCCAAUACGCAGCCUAUACUUUUGAUGUCAGUGUUGGUGAUAUCUUCACGGCACUGACUCACGGUGCCUGUGUGUGUAUACCGUCCGACUGGGAGCGCUCUCAUGAUCUUUCCGGUGCCAUCAAUCGUUUGAAGGUUAAUCAAGCGUGUUUGACUUCGACGGUGGCGAGCAUUCUGACCCCAUCGGAGGUUCCAAGCCUGAAACAACUCACACUAGGAGGUGAACCAGCUACACAGCAGUGCGUCAACAUCUGGAGUGAGAAGGUUGUUCUCAGGAAUGUCUAUGGGCCUGCUGAGUGCACAAUUUGGUGCGUGAUUCAGCCGGAGCUUUCUGCGCAUACGCCUGUGUCAAAUAUCGGACACGGCAUAGGUUCCCGGACCUGGAUUGUCCACCCCGAGAAUCAUGAUCGCUUGAUGCCCGUUGGCGCCGUUGGAGAGUUACUCAUCGAAGGACCACUGGUUGCAAGAGGUUAUCUGAAUGACUUGGCAAAGACUGACGAAGUGUUCUUGUCGAAGCCUCCUAGCUGGUUGGCAUCUUUUGGGCCAGAUCCCUACAAGACCAAAUUCUACAAGACAGGGGACUUGGCCCGGUAUGGCACCGAGGGCACCUUGUUAUUCAAAGGUCGCAAGGACACACAAGUCAAGCUUCGAGGCCAGAGAAUCGAAUUGAGCGAAAUUGAAUAUCGCUUACAUCAAGCUUUAUCUGACCAAGUUGCUGUUGCUGUGGAGCUCGCAUCUCCUAAGGAUUCUAAUGCAUCGGUGUUAGCUGCUUUCAUCACUUGGGAUCAGGGACUUGAUCUGCAGAAUGUGGCAACUUUGACACCAAACGCACGGCGACAGUUCAAAGACUUGGUUUCAGAUAUUAAGAUCCCGAUUGAAAAGGCUCUGCCGGUAUAUAUGAUGCCUUCUCUGUUCAUCCCCGUCCAGACAUUGCCAUUAACAAUUUCUGGCAAACUCGAUCGCAAGGCACUCCGUACUUUCUGCACGCAGUACUCUCAUGACUUUUUGAUCAAUUUUGACGACGUGAAUCCGGGACUAAAAUCAGAUGAAGCGUCCGAUGUGGAUUCUGCUCUUGUUGAUAUCUCAAGUCCAGCUGAAGAGGGCUUAUUGCGACUUUGGGCGCAGGUCUUGGAAAAGAAUAUUGAAAGCAUCAGCCGGUCUGACAACUUUCUUUCCCUGGGUGGAGAUUCCCUAGCAGCGAUGCGACUUGUCAACAUUGCAGCAAGAGAUUUGCGAUUGACUCUUACGGUCGCGGAUGUAUUCAAGUCUCCAAUUCUGUCAGAACAGGCGACGCUUCUCCGACCACUCAUCCAAACCAAGCAUGUUGCGCCGUUCGAGCUGAUGAUGAACGGCAAUGUUCCCAUCCAAGAAUUGGUAGAAUCUGCGGCAAAGCAAUGUGAGCUUGCCUCUGAGAAAGUCGAAGAUAUCUAUCCCUGUGCUCCAUAUCAGGAAGAAAUGAUGCGGGAUUCGCUCGAUACCGAGCGGACCCAGAUGGGCCAGGAAGUCAUUCAGCUUUCUGAUGACCUGGAUAUUCCGCGAUACAUGAGUGCAUGUGCCCGAAUUUUCCAAAGGUUCCCCAUACUCCGUACUAGAAUCGUUGAAGAUUCAGGCAGGCUCCUUCAAGUCGUGGUUCAGGAAGAUUUUCCUUGGCAGCGGCCGGCGUCUAUCGCUGAGUAUUUGGAGGCUGAUACUCGGGAGAGGCCGUCUUUGGGAAGGCCACUCGCGCGAUGGGCGAUCACCUCAGAUGAAACACACCUGAUAUUGACGAUGCAUCAUUCGAUCUUCGAUGGAAUCUCAUUGGGUCAGAUCCUUGGAUCGAUAUAUGCUGUAUACCAAUCGAUUCCACUUCCGCCGGUCAACCUGACUUUUGCGACACUGCUUGGGAAGAUACAUCAGUCCCAAGGUGGUUUGUCAGAUGACUCAAAUCAGUUCUGGCAAACCUAUCUGUCCCUUGCGCCUGGAUUCAAUGAGCCUUCGCCUUCAGAAAUCAAAUCUGGCAGCCUACCAUAUGCCAACUCCGGGAUACAACGUCUGGUGACAUUCCAGGCCGGCGCAGUCCCAGCCCUACAGCAGCACGGACUAACGGAAGCAUCCCUUGUCCGCGCAGCCUGGGCAUGCACAUUGGCCAAGCACCAUGGGAACCCUGAAUCAGAUGUCAUCUUCGGCACAAUUUUGACCGGUCGCAACAUCCAUAUUCCUGGCGUCGACGCACUGGUCGCACCAGCUCUAGCACACACGCCAAUCCGUGUCCGCAUGUCCUCCCUGCAAGAGGAAAACCCGGCUCAAUUCCUUGCCCAGAUCCAGGACGAGGCAACAGCCAUGAUUCCAUUCGAGCAUGACGGUAUGGAGCGUAUUCGUGCUAUUGAUGACCAAGUGCGCGCCGCGUGUGACAAGAUCGAGACUUUGCUUGUGAUUCAACCGAUUCCAGAGGGGUUGACUUUGGAUUCGAAAUCCCCUUUCCCGGGGCCGAUCCUUUCGGGGCCUCGAGUUGAAGCUCGGGAGAUGCGGCAUUUCCACUGGUAUGGACUCCUUGUAGAGUGUACCUUGCUCCCGACGAAUGGCUUCUUUGUGCGGAUGUGUUUUGAUGAUAGUCUUUACUCUCCGGAGAGCGUGGAGGGGUUGCUGGAUGAUUAUGCGCAGGCUGUAGGUGAGCUGGCGGGGGGGUUAACUGAGGUCCAUAGUUCUAAGAUCACCAGGUGA